UCUCUCGUGCCUGCACAUUGUUCACUGACAGUGCUCCGAAGAGUGUGUAGGGAACACCGGCAGCUUCGCUUCGCAUGGGAAACUUGUUGAAAAAUUAUGACGCGCAAUAUGCCGGAGUUCGCUUUAAGAAGAAAAUGAAAUUUAUUUGUAAACAUUAAUUCAGUUACACGUUGUUACACGUUUAAAAGAUCUACAAAGACUACUUAUGUCUCUUCGUGGAGGAACGAGCGAACAAGGAGGUGUUCGUUUUUUUAUUACCUGAGAACAGGUAGUACUGUACGGAAACUGGGUCGGUCUGAAAGAUCUAAAAUGAACGAAACACUGGACCUGAAUAUUACCCUUGAGGAUGAUGGAAACUCGACUUUUGUCAGUGGCUCCAAUGAAUUCUUCUUACCUCAGAAGAACAUUACAUACGUUGGAUAUUACCUGCAUCAGCCACCUGUAGCAGCAGUCUUCAUAGUGUCCUACCUGCUCAUAUUCCUGGUCUGCAUGGUUGGAAAUGGAGUGGUGUGUUUCAUUGUGUUACGGAGCAAAAACAUGCGCACUGUCACCAACCUUUUCAUCCUCAACCUCGCCAUCAGUGACCUUCUUGUUGGGAUUUUCUGCAUGCCCACAACUCUUCUUGACAACAUUAUUACAGGUUGGCCAUUUGGAAGCAUGGUCUGCAAAAUGAGCGGAAUGGUCCAGGGCAUUUCAGUGUCAGCCUCUGUUUUCACCUUGGUUGCCAUUGCGGUUGACAGAUUCCGAUGCAUCGUGUAUCCCUUCAAGCAAAAACUGACAAUAUCAACAGCCACGCUUAUCAUUUUGAUAAUCUGGGUUUUGGCAGUGUCGAUCAUGUGCCCGUCUGGUGUCAUGCUUCAGGUGACUAAAGAACAAAGUGUCCGUGUUUUCCUGGGAGAUGGCAACCGAACAAGCCCUUUCUACUGGUGCAGGGAAAACUGGCCUAACCAGGAGAUGAGGAAGAUCUACACCACCGUCCUGUUUGCCAACAUUUACCUGGCUCCUCUGUCCCUCAUAGUGAUCAUGUACGCAAGGAUCGGCAUCACUCUGUUCAAAACGGCCAUGCCAGCAGGCGCCAAACCAGGCCACGAUAACCGUCACUCCGUGUCAAAGAAAAAACAAAGAGUGAUCAAAAUGCUCCUCAUCGUGGCCUUGCUCUUCAUCUUGUCCUGGUUGCCUCUGUGGACGCUGAUGAUGCUAACAGACUAUGUUAAACUCACUGAACAUCAGUACAAGCUUAUUAACAUCUACAUUUACCCUUUUGCCCACUGGUUAGCCUUUUUCAACAGCAGCGUCAACCCGAUAAUCUACGGGUUCUUCAAUGAGAACUUCCGCCGUGGAUUUCAGGCCGUGUUUAAGUUCGGCCUGUGUCCUGUCAGAGGUCAGCAUCGGACCUAUUCUCACAGGGUGCAGGGCAAUUCUGUGCAACCGGUCAACCUGCAACCCUCCACAGAGCCCAUCUCUCUUAACAGCCUGGAGAACAACAGCUCGAGGAGGAUGAACCACGUCAACGAGCAAGACUUAGUGAUGGAAGAUCUAGAGAAAGUGUCUGAAUGCAGCGUGGAAGGAGCUUCUCUUUAAGGGGCUUAGUAGAGAAGAAUACUGUAGAAUGAAAGCAAGCUGAUGACAGACUUAUUGUUUAUUUACAGUCUUAAAAUGACAUUGUGAACAUUAUACAGUUAUGUAACGUUAUACAGCAGAUUUUAUUUAUUUUGAAUAGUUAUUUGCUGCUAACAUGAAUGUACUUACUGGUGUUGUCAGUAAGAUUGGGCACAUCUGGCAGUUUAUCAACUGUAGUCUUGUUAACUUUACAAUCAAAUUCAUAAA
Molecule: messenger RNA, 1827 nt
Organism: Carassius auratus (goldfish)
Lineage: Eukaryota; Metazoa; Chordata; Actinopteri; Cypriniformes; Cyprinidae
Gene: npffr2a
Product: neuropeptide FF receptor 2a
Exons: 4
Coding region: 310-1581 (423 amino acids)
Biological process (GO): cellular response to hormone stimulus; regulation of adenylate cyclase activity; regulation of MAPK cascade
Cellular component (GO): plasma membrane
Molecular function (GO): neuropeptide receptor activity; opioid receptor binding; peptide binding
Source: RefSeq, a predicted model, not a curated record